UGGGGAUUCCCCGCGAGAGAAUUUCCAAAGAAAAAACCAUGAUACGAUGAACUUUAUUCAUUUUAAGUAACUGAUAACUUUUCAAGAGACCAUCAGUCCCCAUUAAUAUGGUUGGUGAUGAAGUGAACUGACAAGCGCUUUUGCGAUGGAGAAACGUUACAGAGCACAAGAGUUUUAUAAUAAAUACAGAAAAGAAGAGGAAGAUCCGCGCCCAACAAAACAUCUCAUGUUGUCCAUCUUCCAGAUCAUUCUGGAAUAUCUUACUCUUUGCAAACCAGAGGAAAAGUUCUCUUUUCACGAAUUUCACAAAAUUUUAAACCUAAGUUCCACCGAAUGUGAUUUCAGUUUAGAGAAAGCUUCCAAGGCAUUCGAAAGGCUAGAAUUUUAUUUAGUUACAAUAUGGAAAAAUUCAUGGAAACCAGAAUUUAAAAGGAUGCGAAAAUACUGCGGCUUUUAUCAAACGAAAAUUGAGUCCCACUUGAAGAAAUCGGAAGAAGUGUUUAAAUUAAUUGGUUAUGUAGAAUCAGCAGAUUGUUUAGUACUAAAUCGUAGACUUAAUCAAGACGUUGUUCUCUCCGUAGGAUUUGAAUGUAUUGUAGCUUCUAUCGAAUGUCAUCUAGUAUCAAAAAUAAUAGGCCGACUUGACAGUCCGCUAAGGCCUUGUGAUGUCUUCACUUGGAGGCAAAAAUACUCCGGAGGUGAAGAAGAAUUUGUUACAUUAUUGAACGGAAACAAAAAAGACCCAGUUUUAAAAAGUUCUUCGGGAUCGGAGUACCGAAACGAUACGGAGGUGGAUCAUAAUUCAGUAACGUUCUCCCCGGGUCACCGUGAUAUUCCUUUUAUAGACGAUGAUGCCGAUGGACAUAAGGAGUAUGAACAUGUAGGUCCAAACUUCGAGGAGGGAACUCUGGAUGACCAUUUGAUGGCGAGUUUAAAGUUAGUGAGUAAAGAGAAAGUGAAAGUAGAAGAGCCGCCACCGAAGAAAGGAUCCGACGAAUGGUCAUAUGUUACAGAGAGUUUAAAAAAAAGAUAUGGUGAAGAGUAUAAUUGGGGUACACGCGGAGAUAUUCUGCAGCCAGAACAAUUAAUACCCCAGCAAACACAAGACAGUAGAAAUGACAAAAAUGAAGUGCAGAAGAGGAUUACCCGGAAAGAGAGUUCCUCAUAUCGAGAUUCGGGAUACGUCGGAGGAAGCAGCUUUCGAAAUACCAGUCAUCGAUCUGAACUUGUCACUCGGGCCACCGGGGGUGCCGAGUCUAAAAUGUCAUCACUUAGUAAGCCCACACAUCCUAUAUCAUACGCUCACGAGCAAUUAUCACCUCCAAAUGCCACUGGAAACUUAAAUGUUUGUGUUGAAGAAGAAGGGAUUGGUGGCGAAAAUCUUUACAACGACAUUGUUGAAAUGAGAUACGAAAGGCUGGGUACCACCCAGCCCUUUAAUUUCAGCCAUUCUGCACCCGUUGCACGGAAGAUUUCAACAGAUACCGAAAGGUCUCCUUCCAGUAGUAGCCGCUUCGGUAGUCACAGUCUUAAUGAAGGUGGAUGGGUCUGUCCAUAUUGUACCAUUCGAAAUCCCAAGGGUAAUCUAAUUUGUUCAGUUUGCAGUAAGACUAACGAUGUUAGAGACAUAAAACCAUCAUCGAAAUCGAUGGAUGUGAGAUGGACGUCCAGACAAUGUUCCAAAUGUACCUACGCUAAUCAGUCUGAUCGGAGCGAAUGUGAAAUGUGUGGCAACCCAAUAAACGAAGCUAAUUCUGCAGUGUGACAGGUUCUACAUUUGUUCGGCUUUUUUUCGAAAUCAAGCUAAAGAGAAUGAUAAACUUACAAAUAGAAAGUUGUUUUGACAAGAGCUUUUUUCAGGAUUAAUAAGAGCUUAUCUAAUAAAUAUUUCGCUUUUGAAAGCUCAUUAUAUAUUUUGUGAACAUACACUGUAAGCAGUAUGAUUUUUUUUUCGAGAAAUUUCCAAAUUGGUAUUUUUACAUAAUAUUGGAUAACUAUGAUUUCCAGAAAAAUAAAAGGUGAAUAAAAUAUAGACAAAAUAAAAUCACAAAACAUUUACAUAUCCGGUUGUAUAUUUUUACAAAAUUAUUGUAACUGUGCUAUUAUAAGUACUUUAUACACAGUUACAUACUCUGAAUAACGUUUAAACAGUUGUGAAAGGGAUAUGGAAAGUGAUUUAGAUCUUUAGCCAAAUUUCUCAUGAUGAACUUAAAAUGCAAAAAGAGAAAAUUAAUUAUGUACAAUUCAGAGUAACAUGAAAGAUGUAUGAACUUAAGCAAAGCAUAGUUUACAGAAAUUAAUUCUACAAGAGAAGAAAAGUAAACAGGUAUUGUUUUACACACAAAAAGUUUCAACAUUUCUGUAGAAAUAUUGUGGGAUUAUUCCUGUCAUUCGUUACGUCUUUCAGUUCUUUGCUUUACCAAAAUAUUCCCCCGAUACCUCUACGUACAUGAAUUGACAACAACAUUAAUUUUAACAUGCAUAAUAAAUAGAAGUCAAUGAAAUCUUUAACAUUCAAGACUCUAAAUAUUAGGAACCAUACCACUCUGACUGUCUUGUGCAUAUGGAAAUGUACACGUAUGUCUUUUUAUUUGAUGAGCGAACCAUGUUGUGUUGCAGUAAACUUUUAUUCUUUG
Messenger RNA from Saccostrea cuccullata (small rock oyster), 2636 nucleotides. RefSeq lists its product as uncharacterized. Lineage: Eukaryota; Metazoa; Mollusca; Bivalvia; Ostreida; Ostreidae. The transcript has 3 exons. The record is from RefSeq and is a predicted model, not a curated record. Bases 146 to 1765 code for a protein of 539 amino acids. Gene Ontology annotation, cellular component: cytoplasm.